AUGAGCAAACGCUUGUUUAGUAUUUCCAACUUUAAUCUUAACUCAUCAACAUUUUCAGUCAAUAACUUGCUUAGUUAUGUGCCUAGAGCAAUACCCACAAAGAAAAAGUCAUUGUCAAAGCCACAAAGUGGGAAAAGAGUGGUGGCAGAGGUACUGAAUGCUACAACAAAUGAAGUCCACCAACACUCACAUUAUAAAAGGUCUACUCACCCAACAUCGGUUCCAAUCUCCAAAUUGUUUAGUAAUAACUUCCCAUUAAGUGUUGCUGAGUCUAUAGAGCAUUAUAAACUACGCAAUGACCCACUUCAAUUUCAACAUGAAUUGUUGUCAGUUUUACCAUUUUAUCCCAAUAUGGAUCAUCUAGGUAGGACUUCAAAAGUGUUGAAGGUGUUUAUAGACGACAAGGGAAACUAUAUCAAUGAGUUCGUCAUUUAUCCGCCGGGCAAAACAGAAGCUGAUCUGGCUUCAUUGAAGCAUUUGGUUAUGAUUCAUGGAUAUGGGGCUGGUCUUGGCUUUUACCUCAAAAAUUUUGACGCCAUAUCCUCUCGUGAUGGCUGGUGCAUCCAUGCCAUUGAUCUAUUCGGGUAUGGUUGUAGUUCUCGACCACAUUUUCACCCACAAAAUCUCAAGGAAGUUGAAGAUUGGUUUUAUGACUCUUAUGAAGCUUGGCUUGCUCAAAAGGAUAUCGAUAAAUCCAAAAUGUUGAUAAUGGCACAUUCAAUGGGUGCUUACUUGAUGGCAUGUUAUGGUAUUGCACGUGACCCUUAUUUUUGCAAGAAAAUCAUCAUGGCUUCACCGGGGGCCAUAAUCAAACAUAAACGUCAAAUACCAGUGCCAGGAUAUUUCAAACGACUUUGGGAAAGAAAUAUUUCGCCUUUUGUCUUGGUUCGAAAAGCUGGGCCCAUGGGUUCAAAAGUAGUUAGUGGAUGGUCAUCAAGAAGAUUUGCUAAGUUGCCCGCGCGAGAAGCUCAUUUGUUGCACAAGUAUGCCUAUGGAAUAUUUCAAGCUAGAGGAUCAGGUGAGUACAUGUUAAACUUUUUGCUUGCCCCUGGUGCUGAUGCUAGGUUUCCGUUGAUUGAGAGAGAAAUACACAAGCUAAGAUGUGAUAUGACAUGGUGGUAUGGCGAUGGUGAUUGGAUGGAUAAAACAGGAGGCCAAAUGUGCAGUGAUAUUAUAAACAAUUUAGCCGAUUCUGCAGGCAGACACCAGCAUAGUGAUGUCAAGAUUAUCGAAAACAGUGGACACCAUGUGUAUCUUGACAACAUUACACAAUUCAACAACUCCGUUUUAGAGGAAAUGGAUAAAUUUUAA
Molecule: messenger RNA, 1311 nt
Organism: Lodderomyces parapsilosis
Lineage: Eukaryota; Fungi; Ascomycota; Pichiomycetes; Serinales; Debaryomycetaceae
Product: carboxylic ester hydrolase
Exons: 1
Coding region: 1-1311 (436 amino acids)
Biological process (GO): cardiolipin acyl-chain remodeling
Cellular component (GO): mitochondrial inner membrane
Molecular function (GO): A2-type glycerophospholipase activity
Source: RefSeq, a predicted model, not a curated record